Rotaria socialis is the source of this 3198-nucleotide messenger RNA. NCBI's taxonomy places the organism in Eukaryota, Metazoa, Rotifera, Eurotatoria, Philodinida, Philodinidae. The record is from the annotation of a GenBank genome assembly.
AUGGCUAUGUCGUCAUCAUCGUUUAAUCUUUACUUUGUCUUCAUAGCUCGAGAACGUACAGGAAGAUUUAAUGUGACCAUGUCGACGAUUUUUUUUCUAUUAAUUUUUAUUAAACCAAUUCAUACGGCCAUACAACGAUUACCAUCGAUAUCAUUAAACGAGCAAAGUUCUAUUGGUACAUCAAUCUACGAUUUAACACGUGUUUAUCCAUCAUCAUCGAAAAAUCUAAUAAAAUUUUCCUUCCUAUACGAUUCAAGUCCACAUAAUUCAUUUUUUAUUGUUGAUUCUCUAACUGGACGUAUAUCUAUAAAACGUAUGAUUGAUCGCGAAGAACUAUGUCAAACACAUACAUGUAAUUGUGAACGAUGUUUAUUAACAUUGGAAAUUAUUGCAUCUGCAUCAAAAAAAAUUGAUAUCUUAUCAUUAGAUAUUAUUAUUGAAAAUGUCAAUGAUAAUCAACCCCUAUUUCCCAUAUCGACAUUUCAAAUUCGUUUAUCAGAAAAUACUGAUCUCGGAUAUGUUGCAUCAUUUCCGGCGGCAACUGAUUUAGAUUUUCAAGAUCGUCUUGAAUACCGUAUUGUACCAUUAGAUAUAUCAUAUAAACAGGAAACUUUAGAAACAUUUUCUAUUAUUAAUUUACAGACAGAAAAUCAACUUGGCUUACGUUUAUUAAAAUCUCUCGAUCGCGAACGACGAAAUCUCUAUAAAAUGAAAAUUUUAGCCAGUGACGGUCAACAUAUUGGUGCAUUGUCUUUAGAUGUUUUUAUUCUUGAUUCAAAUGAUAAUGUACCGAAAUUUGAACAUGAACAAUAUGAAAUUAAAUUACGAGAAGAUACUCCCAUUGGAACAGAAAUUAUUCAUGUACAUGCGUAUGAUGAGGAUGAAGGUUUAAAUGCAUUAAUUAAUUAUACAAUUAUGACGGAUAAUCCAUCGUCAUCUUUUCCAUUUCGAAUUAAUGUUACAACUGGAAUUAUUGAAUUAAUUCAAUUAUUAGAUUACGAAUAUGAAAUGAACUAUCGCUUUAGUGUUCGCGCUUGUGAUAAUGGACCUGAUGCAGUUUGUGUUUAUUCUCAAGUUGAAAUUGACAUACUUGAUGUAAAUGAUUGUCCACCUGAAAUUGAUUUUAUUCUACCAGAUAAUCAUUCGCAGAAAAAUAUUUUUUAUGUCGAUGAAGAACAAGAAAUUAAUACACGCUUAUUUCAUUUAAGUGUGAGUGAUAAAGAUUCAGUCAAUAAUAAAAUUAUAUUAAAAUUAUUGACACAUCAAAAUUUAUUUCAAUUAAAUGAACAAUAUAAUGAUCUAUAUAAUUUAAUUAUUAUCGGUAGACUUGAUAGAGAACAACAAGAAGAAUAUAAUUUAAUUUUCGAAGCAAAAGAUCAAGGAACAGAACAAACGUUAACAACUGAAAAACAUCUAACUAUUCGUUUAAUCGAUAUUAAUGAUUGUUCACCAAUACUCGAUGCAUACCCAACACCGAUUAAUAUCAAUGAAAAUAAUCCUUCAAAUAUUCAACUUAUUCAAUUUCAUGCACGAGAUUGUGACGCUGUAAAUACAUCGAAUAGUCUUAUUUCAUAUUCCCUGGUAGUUUCGAAUGAUUCUCAAUUUUUUCAUAUUGAUUCUCAAACCGGAAUAUUAUCGGUUAAAAAUAUUUCAUUCGAUUAUGAAUUAAAAAAUCUGUAUCAUCUAAUAUUAAAUAUAUCCGAUCACGGUAUUAAUCCUAAACGAUUAGAAACCUUACAAACAUUAACUAUUCAUAUAAAUAAUUUGAAUGACAAUAAACCAAAAUUUGAAAAAGAAUUCUAUUCAUUUAAAUUAUUUGAAAGUGUUCCUAUAGGAACAUUUGUUGGUCAAGUUAAAGCUAUUGAUUUGGAUUUAAAUUCAAUUAUGAAUUAUGAAUUAACAUCUAUCGAUGAUCAAAAUGCGUUCUAUGUAGAUUUUUCAACGGGUGAAUUACGUACAAAAAUAUUACUCGAUUAUGAAAUUCAUUCAAUUCAUCGUUUCUAUAUUACAGCUAAAGACAAUGAUGAUCUUCAUUCUGAUCGUGUGUCAGUAACUAUUCAAUUGAUUGAUGUAAACGAUAAUGCUCCAAUUAUUGAUACGCCAUCAUCUGUUUAUAUUCCAAGUAAAUUAUUAGAAAGCAAUGUCUCAACAACAAUCGUUAUUACAAACAUAAUUGCAAAUGAUCAUGAUUCAGGAAAAAAUGGAAAUUUAACAUAUAAAAUUAUCGAUGGAAAUGACAAUGGAUAUUUUCAAUUAAAUCUAUAUAAUGGAACAAUAAUUUCAGAUAUAAAUAAUUUACCACAGGGAUAUCAUCGUUUAACAAUAAAAGUAUGUGAUCAAGGCGAUAAAAUUGAAAAAUGUUCAACAGUAAUUAUAAAUAUUAAACUUGGAGAGUAUGCAGAGAAGUUAUAUUAUUCAGAUGAAAUCGUAGAAACAAAACAGUCAAUUGGCGAUGAGAAUAUCCUAACAAAUGAAAUGAUUUUUAUAAUUAUUAUUGUUUCAUCGAUAUUUACAUUAGUAAUCAGUAUUACAAUGGGCAUUGUAUGUGCUGUGUUUUGUAAACGAAAACAGUAUCAUAUUAGUCAUCGAUCAUCAUUAAAAGCGCAGUGUGAAUUACUUCAAUCAACAGAUGCUGACAAACUUCUUGCGACAAAUAAUAUAAAUACUUUCUCAUCAACAAGCAAAAAAUUGAAUGAACAUCAUCAUAUUGAACCCUAUGAUGAUAUCAAAGCCUCGGGCAGUGCAGUCAGUUCAGAAGAUAGUUGCUAUGGAAGUAAUGAUUUAUCAAGAUCAAGUUCCAGCGGACAUGGUGUUACGAGACCUCUUCUUACGCCUCAACAUCGUUCAUCAAGUCUUAGCUCAACUAGUGUUGAUUAUGCUAUUCCAGUUCCACGGCAACACUCAAUAUAUGAUAAUAAAUUAGAAAAUGUAGAUACACAACAAUCGAUUACGCAUACGAAUGUAAGCUUUUCACAGCAAGCACAUCAUCUAACAACAUUUCAUUCGCCAUUAUCAUCAUCAUCGAAUAAUUCUAAUUUAAAAAAGACUCUUCAAUCAUUCACUCGACGACCCAUUAUUAAUUUACAGUCAACAUAUUUAACUUAUGACUCAAUUGAUACCCCGCCAUCACUUCCGAAUCAGUCAUCAAUUUCAUCAUCAUCAACAGCUAGUACUACAUCAAGAGAAUACAGUAUUUGA